Spirodela intermedia is the source of this 1257-nucleotide messenger RNA. Lineage: Eukaryota; Viridiplantae; Streptophyta; Magnoliopsida; Alismatales; Araceae. The record is from the annotation of a GenBank genome assembly.
AUGGAGGCCCUCCCCGUGGAAGUCAUCGGCAACAUCCUCUCCCGCCUGGGCGCCGCCAGAGACGUGGUGAUCGCCGCCGCGACUUGCCGGAAAUGGAGAGAAGCCUGCCGGAACCACCUCCACACGCUCCGCUUCAGCUCCGACGACUGGCCCAUGUACAGAGAUCUCACUUCGAGCCGGCUCGAGAUCCUCAUCACCCAGGCCAUCUUCCAGACCACGGGCCUGCAAUGCCUCUCCAUCUCCAUGGACGAAGUCGUGACCUUCUCUCCGGCCCCCGUCAUCGCCUGGCUCCUCUACACCAGGGAGACCCUGCGGAGCCUCUCCUACACAGUCCGCACCUCCCCGAGCUUCAGCAUUCUGGAGAGAUGCGGCCGGCAGAAGCUGGAAGCGCUGUUCCUCGCCCACAACGCCGUAAUGGCGGUGGAGCCCAGCUACCAGAGGUUCCCCUCCCUCAAGUCUAUCUCCUUCAGUAGCGUCAGCAUAUCGGCGCUGGACCUGAGCCUCCUCCUCAGCGCCUGCCCCAAGCUCGAGUCUUUGGCCCUCAUCAGCCCGGAGAUCGCCCCGGACUCGCUGGCCGCCAUGGAGCUCAGCUCCCCCACCCUGAAGAGCAUCUACGUGGAGGCCGUGAGCUUGGACAGGUUCCUCCUGGAAGCGGACUGCCUGGAACUCCUGCACCUCAAGGACUCCACUCUGGAGCUCUUCGAGUUCGCGGGGAAGGGGACCCUGAAGCAGCUGAAGAUCGACGACUUGAGCGUCAUGCACCUGGACAUCGGGGACAACGUGGAGCGGCUGGAAGUCGUCGACGUGAGCAACUUCACCAUGGUUUGGCCCAAGUUCUACCAGAUGAUCUGCAAGUCCUCGGGGCUGAGGAAGCUGCGACUCUGGGGGAUCAUCUUCGACGACGAGGACGAUGCCGUCGACAUAGAGACCAUUGCCGGCUUCUUCCCCAGCCUGAGGGAGCUGUCGCUGAGCUUCGACCUGAGGGAGGGCCUGCUCCAGGAGGGGCUCCAGGGGGCCACACAGCUGGGGAGCUUGGCGGUGCUGGAGCUGGGGUGGAACGUCAUCACGGACCAGUUCGGGCAGUGGGUGGCGGGGAUGCUGGGGAGGUGCCCCGAGCUCAAGAAGCUGGUCGUUCAUGGCGUCGUCUCAGAGGCCAAGACCCACGAAGAGUGCCAGACCCUCGCCGAUUUCACCUCCUUCAUGGUCUCCCUCAUGAGGAAAUACAUGCACAUCGACGUGAGGUUUGAGUACGAAUAG